Messenger RNA from Cydia strobilella, 2077 nucleotides. RefSeq lists its product as uncharacterized. Lineage: Eukaryota; Metazoa; Arthropoda; Insecta; Lepidoptera; Tortricidae. The transcript has a single exon. The record is from RefSeq and is a predicted model, not a curated record. The coding region runs from base 199 to 927 and encodes 242 amino acids.
GUGAAGAAAAAGUGUCAACAUCACCUCUGCUGAUUUAUUUAUUGUUUUUAAUUAUUUAUACAUAUUUUGGACUUAAUUCGACAUACACUAAUGACCAAUUAAAUAGUUUCACCUACCCGCAGUUUGUCACAAAUUCCUUUCAGUAAAACUUUAAAAUACAUUUCACUUUCACAAUCUUAACCUCAAAGUGCUGUCAAAAUGGAUUCUCUUAAGCAAUCUAUGGCGGAGAUGACUGAAACCUUCAACACUCGGAUGGCAGGGUUCCAGAAAGAGAUUGAGAAGGCGGCUCCAAAUAAUCCCACAAUUGCUUCGGUGUCAGCGGAAUUCCGUUCUUUCAAAUUGUUCAUCAAGACCACUUUGGAGGCCAUGCAAAAACAAAUCCAACUCCUGAGUGUGCAACUGGACCAGCAGGAGAUGCGCUCCAGGCGGAAAAUGCUCUUGUUGCAUGGUGUGCCUGAGGCCGAGGAGGAAUCCACCUCGAGUCUUGUGGAACUUCUAAAUGGGCAUCUUGAGGAAAAGCUGACCAUUCAUGAUGUGAAGCGCUGUCAUCGGCUGGGUCAGGCCCGCAAAAAUAUAAUUAGGUGCAUCCUAGUUAAAUUCAGUGAUGUAUCUGUGCGAAACACUGUUUGGUUUGACAAGAAACGCUUGAAGGGCUCCGGGGUAACACUCUCAGAGUUUCUCACUAAGCCACGGCAUGAAGUUUUCAUGGCUGCACGGGAGCGCCUUGGUGUCCGCAGAUGCUGGACCCGCGAUGGAAACGUGUACGUGCUUGACGCGGCAGACAAGCGUCACUGCGUGACCUCUGUGGCUGAGGUGGAACAGUUCCCAGCGGCAGACACAGCCGGUGCUCAGGGGCCUUUGUCUUCGGGCGCCGGCGCUGCCCAGGAACAGUCCAGGAGGUCCAGGAGGCCGCCGAAGAAGUUUUGAUUGAACACUUUUCGUGAAAUAGUUCUGUUUAAUGUACGAUUGUUGUUAGUUUGCCUUCUGAAUUUAGUAGUGUAAUAAUCCGUGCGCAGAUUCUCGCUACCCACUUUAUACCUGUUCAAUUUAUCACUUUUUUCUUGAACUCUCGUGGGUUGUUCUCAUAUUUACAUCAGGUAAUUAUAUCUGUGACAUGACAGCUGUCAACAUCGUAACUUAACUUCGUAAGACUUUUUCUACGUUUGAUACGUUUCGUUUCACGCACCAUUUUAUUGUUUUGAAGUCAUGUACAUUGUAACUAAAUUGUCAAACUGUUUUACAUUUGUAAAUUUAUUUUAAUUAGUAAUUUUUAUAUUAAUUAACUGCUGGUGGAUAGUAGAUUUGGCGUAGUAUAUAGUUGGUAUUACCAACUAAUAUCGAUUUUAUUUAUACAUACAUAAUUAUUUUUAUUUUAUUUACUUAUUUAUGACUUUGGAUAGCGAUGCAUCUUCGGAUAACUUUUCUUCUUGUACAUCAGAUAACGACACCGAUAGUUUUUAUAGUCUCCCUCCCCCUCUUCGUGAUGUUCUUUUUAGACAACUUGAAGACGUCCCAAAAAAUUUUAAUAUUAUACAUAUUAAUGCGCAGAGCGUCCCAGCCCAUUAUAACGAUCUUUUAACCUCCUUCGAUUUAUCCGAAAUCCACGCUCUUCUUAUUUCGGAAUCCUGGUUCAAACCAUGCCUUACUUCGACUUCCUAUGCUUUGCCAGGAUUUCACUUGCUUCGUAAUGAUCGCAUAGGUCGAGGGGGCGGUGGUGUAGCCAUUUAUCUUCGAUCUCAUAUUGCCCACUCCAUCAUUUGCUCGUCUGUUUCAUCUUCCAAUGCCGCCGAGUACCUUUUUCUUGAGUUAAAUAUAUCUAACUCUAAAAUCCUUCUCGGGGUUUUUUAUUCUCCUUCUAUUCACAUCGACUAUUUUUCUUCCUUUGAAAAGGUACUCGAAGACCUUAUGCCUUCCUAUAAUCACCAUAUAAUUAUGGGCGAUUUUAACACCUGUCUUCUGAAAAACGAUUUCCGGUCUAAAUCUCUUAAGUCCCUGGUUGAUGCGUGUAAUCUUUCUAUUUUAUCUUCUGGUGCUACUCAUCAUUUUCCCAACUGUACACCCUCUCUUCUUGAUAUCA